AUGCUCAGACCAUGCUGGACAUGCCGCAGCCGAACGGUGCGGUGCGAUCAAUCUCGCGUUCCUUGUUUAAAAUGCGAGAAAGCGGGACUAGAAUGCCAUGACAAAAAACCUCUGAGAUGGGUGACAGGCGUGGCGAUUCGGGGGAAGUUGCGAGGAUUUGUUUUCAAAGACGCCUCAGAGGCAUCUCAAGAUUCUCGAGCCCCGCGAUCGAACGUGAAACAAGUUUCACUCACCUCAGCGAAACGGCUACAAAUACUCCAGACCCCUGCCUUUGGCAUGCAGGAUCCCCACAUGUCUAACUUGGAUCAACUGUCAAGGUUCUAUGUCGAUUAUUAUUGUAAACAAAUAUGCAAGCUUUACAUCCUGUUCGACAGUGACAGCAAUCCGUUCCGGAACUUGCUCGCGUUUGGCCUAGAAGACUUGGCUUUGCAGAAAGCUAUCGUUGCUCUCGCAGCUCGACACUUUGCCAAUACAGGUCACUCAUUUGAUGAGACUGAUGCGGUGAUGGCCCCUCGAUUCAUGCAUGCUAGAAUGGAUGCACUUCUGUUCAAGAAGCAAACUAUCCAGGCAUUAUCUUCGUCACUGUCCCAUCCAGGGCCUCGGAAAACGGAAUCAACAAUGGCCACCAUUCUACUUCUCAUAUUCCUUGAUCUUCUUGAAUCCGGGAUCGACGGCUGGAACUCUCACCUCCAAGGCGCGAGGGGUCUACUCGUCCUCAAUCAGUCCCUAGCAGAACCUGUUCAAGAUUCUUAUGCGAAAGCCGAUCCGGGAGAUACGAUUCGAAAUACGAGAAAGUUCAUAACUGAACAGCUGUCAUUAAUCGAAACUCUUGGAAGUGCCCUGUCAUCUACGAAGACUGUGUCUGAAGCAUUUAUCAGAAACGAAUGUACGAAGCAUCAAGAGUCAACUGUCAGGAGCUUCCUGGGAUGCCCUGAAUUUCUUUUGAGAGCAGUACAAUUCUUCUCCGACCAAAGAUGUCUUAUUGCUGAAUUUAAGCGGGCCGAUGGAUCUUCGAAUACCUCAAUCAUACGUGACACCGUGAUAAUGCUUGAGCUAACUGAACGAUUUGAUUGCCUUGCGUGGGCAUCAGACCUCCAGCAACGAGCAGCAUCUCCUACGACCGAAGUCGCCAUGCUAUUUUCGUUGUCACAAGCAUACAAAACGGCGACUUUAUUGUACGGCAGGCGGGUGCUCAGUGCCUUGAAUGCUGAAGCCACCGAUGCAACGGAUCUGGUGUCGCAAUUGCUUGGCCUCAUUGAAAUCUUGCAAAACGACCCCGUACUUUUUAAAUGCCUCCUUUGGCCGACAUUCAUUGCUGGAUUGGACUGUUGGACAGAAAGCCAACAAGCUUUUGUCAUGAAAUCAUUGCGUGGGCUCUGGGACUCUACGAGUUGUUUAAACGUAAUAGGUGCCUCGAAACUCCUUCAAGAUCACUGGAAACGAAAGGAGCUUCCCGAUUCUCUGAUGCGUGAGGUCUUCGAUGUUGAUGGAUUGGGUCGUGGCUGGCUCUUGAUAUAA
This is a messenger RNA of Penicillium daleae, 1518 nucleotides long. Its product is annotated as Zn(II)2Cys6 transcription factor. Gene Ontology annotation, cellular component: nucleus. The transcript has 3 exons. Gene Ontology annotation, biological process: positive regulation of transcription by RNA polymerase II. Lineage: Eukaryota; Fungi; Ascomycota; Eurotiomycetes; Eurotiales; Aspergillaceae. Gene Ontology annotation, molecular function: zinc ion binding; transcription cis-regulatory region binding; DNA-binding transcription factor activity, RNA polymerase II-specific. The record is from RefSeq and is a predicted model, not a curated record. The coding region runs from base 1 to 1518 and encodes 505 amino acids.